Alternaria hordeiaustralica is the source of this 1818-nucleotide messenger RNA. RefSeq lists its product as uncharacterized. Lineage: Eukaryota; Fungi; Ascomycota; Dothideomycetes; Pleosporales; Pleosporaceae. The coding region runs from base 1 to 1818 and encodes 605 amino acids. The record is from RefSeq and is a predicted model, not a curated record. The transcript has a single exon.
AUGUCGUACCGCUCCAAAAGCGACAAAUACAAGUCAGUGUUGACUGACCGUUUCACCAAAUCCAUGGAACUGAAGGAGUUCGACGUAAGCAGCGCAGAGUUGUUCAAGCACCAACCAUUGCAGGAUCCCAGUGCCGAGUUCCGAUAUCUGUACUUGCUUCCAAGGACACACAACAUUGACCUCGAUGGACAAACGGUCUUUCGCUGUGAGCUGCUCUCACAUACCAAGGAACAAGCGCCCCGUUACAUUGGGUUAUCCUAUGCAUGGGGAAAUUCCUGGCUUCAUCGUUCGAUACUACUUGGCGAUAAAAUCUUUCAUGUUCCUGAAAACCUCGCCACUGCCUUCGAACAUCUGCAAGAAGAGGGCAAGACUAUUGUUUUCUGGGUCGACGCUGUCUGUGUCGACCAAAGCAAUGUAGACGAGAAAGGCAUGCAGGUCCAGCGAAUGUGCCACGUCUUCUCAUCUGCCGCUCUUGUCAUUGCCUGGCUCGGGCCUGCAGCAGACGAGAGUGAUUUGGCUCUCCAGGAGAUUGAGAGUUAUGCUGAAAGUCUUGCCCGUUCAGAUUCACUAGAUGCACUCAGAAAGAAUUACAACGAAAGAGCUGCAUCCGUUUGCCUCGAACGAACCAAGGCUAUCUUCGAUCGCCCAUGGUUCAAGCGUGUGUGGGUCGGCCACGAAGUCGCCAUGAACAAGUGCGUCAUCUUCGUUUGUGGGCAGCGCGAUAUUGACCGAGAGACUUUAGUCCUGUACUAUUGUUGUCUCCUCAAUCCCGUAUACAUUUGGGAAGGCACCAGGGCAGAUGCAAAUGUCCAGAGCUAUCUGUACGAGGAAGCUCUUUCUUUCAAAGACUUCCUCUCCCAACACAGCAAGUACUUCGCAGAUAUCGGUGUACCAGAAGCGUCUGACCCAAGAGACUUCGUCUACAGCACUUUCACGCGGUGCAGUGAGAUGAAAGAAGGCGGAUAUCGCAUUGAUUACAGCGCCCCAGUUGAAAAGGUGUUUGAAGACUUUGCUAAAUGUCUCGUCUGGAACGGACAGGUUGACGCCUUAUCCGACCAUUGGUGUCCCUCAUUGACAAGCAGAGAUCUUCCUUCGUGGGUCCCCGACUGGUCUACUACAAAAACAACACGGAUCGCUGGAAACGCGAUAGCAUUUCCCCACAACUACAGUCACAUUGCCACCACCGGGGGACGCCGGGGACGACGCGCGGGCCUCGGGAUUUGGGGUCGAUGCAUCGCUCAAAUCACGCACGUGGAGCGCAACACUCAAGACCAAACUCGGCCGAAAUCACCUUCCAUUACCCCACAAGAAGAAGAUACAAUUCAGUGUUUCUUGAACAAACUCCACAAGGCCCUUCACGACAAGAAUCUGUGGAGUGACACUGAGAUCACCAAGGCAAUCUUCGACCUGACAACCAGCAUGUCGAUUGCUAGCACUAUGCACGAAAACACAGAAGGUUAUCCCGAUGCAGAAGAAGAGUUCUACGCGUCGUACCAGGCGGUCCGAGGUCUUGUGAGUCCGCCUGAAGACACUCAGGACGCACAGGCGUGGAGAAUACACAAUGGCCGCGUCUAUCUUAAUGCUUUCCGUGAGAUCAAUACCAGGAACCUCAUUCUUACCGACAAGAAUAUCGUUGGUGUGACUCGCGAGGAAGUGCAAACUGGUGAUCGGUUAUAUGCGCUUGGAGGCGUUCGUGGAAUAUGGGUUCUCAGGAAAGUAGAGCGUGUAUUUGAUGAGAUUGUUAGUCUUGCUACGGUUUUUCCUUGGGAAGAUGUUGUGAAGUGUGAUGCGCGGGAGGAGCUCAUUACUAUUGUUUGA